Molecule: messenger RNA, 10665 nt
Organism: Aphanomyces invadans
Lineage: Eukaryota; Oomycota; Saprolegniomycetes; Saprolegniales; Verrucalvaceae
Exons: 9
Coding region: 43-10563 (3506 amino acids)
Source: RefSeq, a predicted model, not a curated record
AUUUGGUGGCGCGGGCGGGAGAAAGUGCUUGGCGUUGCACGCAUGGACAAGAAGAAGACUGGCGUGGGCUCGGUGCUGACGGACGACUGGGAAUCCGACUUGGCGGCCAUCAUUGAGAAAACCAACCAAAACCUCAACUUGCUGCGUAAGAUUGGCGAAAAGCGCGAUGAGCCGAAGGUGCUAACGCCGUCCGGGCUGCUGUCGCGGACGCGAUCGAGUCCGCUCAUCGUGGCGCCAAGUUCCAAUGCCACAGACCACCGAAUUACGUCAGACGCAACGGCGUCCAUCAACAAGUGGAAGAAAGUCCUGGACGAAUCCACAUCGAUGAAGCGGCACAUCGCCACGAAAAUACUUGACUCGAACAAGGCCAAGGCGGACGGUGUGCGAGGAGCGUGGGACCUGCCUUUCACGAACCAAGAUGAUCCACGAGGGGAGACGACGAAGCCAGGUGCAACAUCCAAAUCCUUUCAACCUCACGUGUCGAUGGAUGAGGUCAAGAAAAGCCUUGAAGUAGACAUAGCAGGACGCGCAAAGGCCAUUGAAACCCUCGUCGCCGACUUGCGCUUGGAUUUCAAAGCGCUGGCCGGCGAGUGUAACCUGUCGUCGAAAAAGGCCGACGAGCUUGUUCAAAAGUUCGAGGUCAAGUGUCAACGAUUCGAAUCGUUCGAGGUCGACGCGACAAAGGUGCUGGAGGCAUGGCCACGCCUUGAAACGCAGACCAUCGCGUUGCUCAAGUGGAAAGGCAUGGUCGAAUACGAUAUGCAGGCAGCAACGAACAAGCUCGACGUGGUGCUAUCCGCGCAGGAAAAAUGCACGCGGCUCGACCGGCAAAUGUCGGAUUUGGAACACAAGCUGCAGCGGUUGCCGACAUUAGAGGGACUCGUCGACACAUUGACGAAGCGAGUGCAAGAGCUGGAACGGCAAGCGUCCCGCGCGGCGGCAGACGGCCAUGGCAUCGCGCAUGCGGUGGAAGUAGCAGUGAACAAAUCGAUGGCGUCGUUGGACGGCAGCCUCUCGAAACGGAUGGACGCUGUCACCGAGAUGCACGAGGCCAAGACAACUAGUUUCAUGAAGACGUUGCAGAGCCAGCGUGAAAACUACGAAAAGGCGAUUCAGUUUGCCAUCGAUGCAGGGCUGGGCGACGUCCACAUGGAAAUGGAUCAAGUGCAGAAACGAAUCGACACGCGGCUGCACGACAUCCAAACGUCGAUCGACGCACGUGUCGCGGUCCUGCACAAACGCGUUGGAGCGAUGGAAGUUGCCGUCACGGACACCGAGAGAAGCGCGGACUCGAACGACCAGCUUCGAAAACUCUCUGCACGUGUGGACUCGUGUGUGUCAAAGCAGCAAGUGAGCACGGUGGUGGCCGACCAUCUCGCCGACUACGUCGAGUCCCAUCGUCGCAUGGAAGCUGCUCUCGUGAAAGCGCAGCAAGACCACGACCGCAAGUGGAAAGGUCUCAGCGAGGGGCUUGCAAGUACGCAAGAAGAAUUAUCUCACGUCCACGAGAAUGUUGCAAGCGUGCAGUCGGCGAUGCAAAAGACAGCCAAGGUUGAAAACCAAGUUCUUCGCGCCAAGUUGCUCCAGUGCGUGGCCGAAUUGGACGAGCUUCGACAGGUGAAGCACGACUUGGACACUGAUUUGGAUCGGCGCAACAGGGACCACGACGCGGCCAUUGCGAAACUCGCUGCCCAAGUUGCCGCGUCGGAUAAGAAGCGAGAGGAUGAUGUCCAGACCUUGACAACUGCACUGAUGGAGAAGUCCGUGCAAGUGGCGUCGACAGCAGGAAAGCUCACAGCGCUGCAAGAAUGCUGGAAUCGCGACGUGGAUCAGUUGCAUGCGACGCGUGCGAUGAUGCACAAAGCCCGACGUGACAGUGCAGAGAUGCGCGCAGCGCUGCAGCAGUGCCAAAGCGACUUGUCCCGGCAAAACCUGGAAAAGAAGCACAGCGUCGACACGAUUCGGCGACUUACUGCUCAGUGGGUAAAGGCCAAAGAGGACGUCGCUCAGUCCAAAGCGUCGUUGCAACAAGAGAUGAAGCAGCACUCGGACCGCGUGAGUAUGUUGGAGAGUACGAUCGCAAAGCUCCAAUCCACGCACGCCACGACCUUGACCGAUGUCAAGCGGUCCGCUGUCGCGACAGGCCAUGUCGAGAGGCUCACGAGUGACUUGGCAUCGGCGCAACUUGAUUUGCAGGCCGUGCAACAGGAGCUGGAGCGCGUGACUUUGUCCAAGGCGACGUUGGAGGCCCAGCUUCACACGGCCAUAUCCCAAUUGAAAGCCGACGAUCCACAUCGACAAAGCGCUGCGCAAGCUCGCCACGCCGCACUGGACAAUGCAAAUGCAAAGUUGCAUGACCUCAUGAAACGAGAAACGGACGUGGUGGCCGCCGUCCAGGCGCUUUGCAACACGUUGGCCACCACGAGUGCUUCAACAGUCGCGCCGCCCACACUUGUCGGUACACUGCACGCAAUGCACGUGACCAUCCAGGACUGGCAAACAAGACAAACCGGAAACGCUGACUCCAUCUCUGCGCUCCAACGGCAAGUGCAUGCGACGCAAGAUGAGCUGAGUGCACAGCAAGUGGCGUGGGAGAUCAAACUCAAGGCGCAUGUCGCCAAAUUGGACUGUGUCUUGACCGAGAAAACCCAUGUCGAGGAGGAUUUGGCCGCCCACAAAGCAAAGCUCAACGAGGAACUUGCUCGCAAGCGACAGAUCGAAGACGACGCGGCAAUCGCCGCUCAAGGCAUUGCCACCAAAGAGCGAGAAUUGCGUGGACAAGUGGAAGAACUGGAAGCCUACGUGGCAGAACUUGUGAGUCAGAAGUCAAGUUUGGAAUUGUCGCUGGCGUCGCUGGAGGCGGCCCACGAAAAUUCGGCACGGGAUGCCCAAAUUGCAACAAACAGUUUAGCCACGACCGUCGCAUCGCUACAAGACAGACUGUCAGAAAGCCUAGCAAGUUACGAGCGAGCUAGCGACGAAAUCGAAGCUCUCGAAGCCAAGCUCCAGGAGUUGCAUGCCUCCAACCAGACGUUGACGGACGAGUACAACGCAGCUUGCGUCGACUUGCACGAUGCGCAAGAUGUUGCCAGUGCAUCCAAAGCGCAAACGACCGUGCUAGAGUUGGAGCUGGCAAAUGCCCAAGAGCAGUGCCGCGACCGUGAAGGCAAGCUCCUUGCGGCCCAAGCACAGGUUGAGUGUGUGACUUCCAAAAUCGAAACCCUCGAGUCGACGCUGUUGCAAGUGCAGACGGAGCUCACGAAUCUUCACCAGACGUCAACUAACACGGCAAAUUUCGACAGAGCGCGAUUGGACGAGGAAAAAAUCAAAAUUGACCAACUCCUCCUUGAGAAAAAGGCCGUGGAAGACAAAUUGCUCGAGUGGACGGAGCGCGAAGCAGCGAUGCAAGAGGAAUGGGCUCAGUGGAAAGAGGAACGAGAUGCCCGCGAGCUACAAGUGCACAGUCAUGUGUGUGCGCUCACGGACGACUUGAAAGCCGUACAAGAUGCAUCGGCCAUUCGGGAGUCGGAGUUUGUCGCGUUGGCAAACCACGUCAAGUCGCUCACUGGGUGCUCCAGCUCAAUGGUGGACUCGCCGGGCCAUACAUCCUUUGCGAUGCUCCAGACAAACAUUGACGCCCUGCAUGCUACCGCUACUGCAAAGCAGCGCGUUCUUGACCAGGUCGUGGAGUUCUUACAAACGUGUGUCGGUCGCAAGAGCACCGACCCUGUGAAAUCAAACAUCUUCGAAGAGCUGCCCGUGUUGCAGCCUGUACUGGAGCAAGUUGAAUCACUCCACGUCGAAACGACAAAUACAACGAGUCGUGUGGUCGAAUUGGUUCAAGAACUGGGUCGCCGCGAUGAGUUGCAAGCGCAGCUCGAGCUCGAACUUGAAGCACAACGUGCUACCAUGUCGGCGUUGCAGCAUGCCAAGGAAGUUUUCGAAAGCGAUGCGGCAGUCUCCGCCCAAGAACUAGAAGCGACCCGGACUCAAUGGAAAGAAAGUGAUCGAAUUCACGAAGCGAAAAUCAAGGCAUUGCUGGCUGACUGCGACGCUCACCAAAGCCACGAGGCCCAUCUAAAGCACCAAGUGGAAACGAUGGUGCAGCAGUGGCAACGUGACCUUUCGGCCAUGCAAGUCCAUGUAAUCGACGACAUCGAAGCAAAGCUUGCGCAACUCGACGCAGACACGACGACUUGCGUCGAGGCCAUGAUGCAGCAAGAAGCCGCACAAGAAGCAACAGCGGUAGAGAUGGACAAACAACAGGAAAACUUGUGUCGCCUUCAACGCGACGUAGCGAUGCUGCGAAAUCAAUUGAGCAUGGCACCUGCGACGCUGCACCACAUCAAUCACAUGCACGGAAUCGUUGCGACGCCAGAGAAAGCACCCGCUGUUCGCGGUCAUGACAGAGCCCACAUCCUGAUGAUGCAAAGUCAACUCACUGCGGAAGCCGAAGUGACAGCACUGCAGCUGGCCUUGAACGACCAAGAUUUGUCGUACGUGGCCAAGUCUCUCCAGCGGCUACCCAACUUAGCCCAAAGAUUGGCCCAAGUCGCUUCAGCAGUCAAUCAAAUUCGGCGCCCGGAGACACGUGGGGUGAUGUCUACCGUGGUGUGCACCGUGGAGUCAUCGACAAUCUCGAGUGAAGGUACUGGUCAAGCCGAAAAUACGCUAAAAGUGGAAGGGCCUGGAGCCGCGAACUCACUCGACGAAGCUGUUGCUGAGCGUACAACGGCCUCGUUUUCUGGUCGUGUCGUCGACAGAGCGAUGCCCGAGAGCAAUGAUGCCAAAAUCUUCCGCGGGGUGUCAGGUGCUAUCACUGAACACGACGCUGACUCGCCGACGACAAAUCGUGAAGUGAGUGAAGCCCAGUCCUCUGACAGUGAUGAGCACGUCGCGGUGGGCAGCCUAAUUGUCCAAAGCGAACCACUACAGAACGUUCCCAUGACCACACUGGAAGCGACGCAUUGCGGCGAUGAGAAGGGCGUCGAGACCGACAAAGACGAGGGUGGCGAAGACGCUGCGCCCACCGACGACUUCGACGUAGCUGAUGCUUCGGUCGAGACACCCUUGCACACUGAUCUUUGCACACAGCCAUAUGCGUCCACUGAAAUGGACGAAGCUCUUGAGCAUUCUGGCGAGAUUUCUCAGGAACCAAGCGCCUCUAUUCAUGCAUUGACCGCACCACUGGACUCCCCGCGAGACGCUGCACUACAUUUGCACCAUGACGGCACCACACUGGAAGACACUUGUGAAAAGCAAUUGCAUCCUUCCGAGUCAGACGGCACGGGUCUAACCGCACGGCAAAUUGGCCUGGAAUCAACCCAAAUUGAUGCCACGGAAGUCGUCGGAGAUGACCGCGACGUAUUCGAUGAGUCAGGCAUUGAUGAAGGGGAAGAAGCACAUCAACUUAUGGACAAUGACAGCAGCGCCAGGUUGAAUGAGGACUAUGGUCUUGCCCACGGCAACUUGUUGAAUGGGGCAACGGAUGGCCAGCCGCUCGGAGGUAUAAUGGGGCGCCGUGAAGAGCCACCGAACGUCCCGGCAGGAGUUCUUUUGACGUCCGAAGUUGCCGCCUUGCCUACAAUCCUUGCAGAUAGCUUUCAAGACUGCGCGAAUCUUACUCGAGAAUAUGACGAUGGCGGGGAGAGAGACUCCAACUCAGACAACUCUGACGCUGAAAUUGGCGAGGAAUCGGUCGACGACAUGCCGCCGAGUCCGGUUCAGUCAUCUGCCCAGUCGACAUUGUCUUCGUCCUUGGCUCGAUUGCAAGCCAUGCAACCGAGCCAGGAUCAAGAUGAACGACUCUCAAACAGUACGGACGGCGAAGUUAGCUCUUCAAGUCAUUUUGAAAACUCUGCAGCUGCCUCAAGCAUCACCGAGAUGUCGUCGCAAUCAACGGCGCAAUCGAUGACGAAUGAACAAUCGAUUCAACGUAUCGCUCCAUUGUCCACCAGCGUACCAGCAGUGCGUGACAUGAUGGAUGGUCAGUUGCCGCCACGAAGCAACUCACCGCCCUCCCUAUCACCUGGUCGUCCGGCGGAGCCGCAUACUGACAUAAAUGACCAUUCAGAGCAACUGGACCAGAGUUCGCAUGAGCGGACACCGUCGACGCAUGCUACCGUCCACCACCACACUGAAGACGGUCGCGACGACGUUGAGUCAGAAGACGACGGGACUGAACAAAACCUUGCCGAGUCGGAGGACGAAUUUGCCGUCGAGCCGAGUUCUCAUGACUUUGAGUCUCGCAGCCAACCGCAGCAACAUUCCUCGCGCAGACAAGAGCACCAUGCAAACUCCCUUGACCCGACAAGCCACGACCAUGAACUGGGGGGCGGGGAUGAAGCUGAACGGGUUCAAUUGCCGUUGGACGAGGCAACAACAGGACGACGGAAGGCUGACUUGGUCGACUUGGACGACAUCGGAAGACUCCUCAAAGAGCAGGCACUGCAAGGUGCUUCAUUACAGUUCGACAACUCGUUUGACGAAUCGUUCGAUGACGAUGCUGACCGCCACCCACCAGACACGUACGACCCGGACGAUGAGUUGUCUGGGCCUACCGAUGGCACUGGUGACUGCGUUGAUGGGCAACUGGACAAGGACGUGGAAUUGAACGAUGCAGGUCGAACAAAACCAUCGGCUUCAUUCCAUGGGGACUCGGUGAACUCAGUAGAUGUGGUGGCUAUUGAGUCCACGACCGACGUCACCAGACAGGAAAUGAAGGCAUCCUUGAAUUCCAACGGGCACCUGCUCCACCCCACUGGCGAUGAUGUCGAGUCAGACGACGAAUUUGCCGAUGAAUCCAUGGCGUCCUUGGAAGACUCCAUGGAGCAGUCAGAUGAACCGUCCAGUCCAUGUGGCAAGGGCUCUUCCAAGCAUUUACCCCCCCUGACCUUGCAACUUGUACCACACAUUGACAAUUGCGAUCUGGACGACGGACGCCUUGAGAGAGACAACGCAACUUCUUCGUCGGCAUCCAAAGUUGCAAAUGGUGUCGCAGGUCGAGUGAAUGCCCGAGAAGAUGACCUUGACGUGUUGAAACAGCUCAUGGCUGAGCAAGAUCUGCACCUCUCCAGCACUUCCUUGCACCAGGAGUCGUAUGAUGAGCCAGACGACGUCCCGAUCGCGGUGGAUGACGACGAGUUGUCUGAUCUCGAAGACGAACAUAACGACGCGCAGAGAAAUGGCUGUGAGGAAUCCUGGGUCCAACCUUCGACAUCAACGCCACCUUCCGUCGACGUUGGCCCAGCCGUCCUCGACAACGCCACUGUUCAACACGCACAUGAAGAGCGCGCAACAGAGUUACCGCCUUCGUUUGCUUCGGCAGAGAGCGAUGGAGCGAGCGCCACGCAGUCGACUGGGGCCCUCAAAUCACGUUUCUCCAUCCAUGUCCCCGAGGCCCCUGUCAACCAUGAUGACAAAGGCCAUGCCAACCACGAAGGACACUUGCAAGACUCUCUUCGCGAGGUUUCAUCUUCACAAAAUCCCCACCCACCUAGUCAUGGCAUCAUGUUCAACGACACUACAGCUUCGUCUGACCUAGCAACGCAUGAAGGCGAAUCACAGCAUACCGCCAUGGACGUUGACAAGGUCGGUGAGAUGUCGCAGGACAAGAGUGACGUACUAUCGGACACCAAGAACCGCCCAUCACCACAAGUAGUGCCUGUGGUGCAAGGAAGUCCAUUGAGCAGCCCAGAGAAAGGCUCCCCGAAACCACGCACUUUGGCCCCAUUGACUAUCUUGACGUUGCAGCCGUUCACCGUCGAAGCAGGGUUCACUUCUACCAACGCCGACGCGGACGAAGUUGAACGACACACGAUGGACCGAACGCAUUCUUCGGCGCAAAAGACUACACGAAACAAGGACGAUGACGAAUUUGAUGGCAGUGGACAUCACGACGAAGAUGUCAUGCAGGACGAUGAGGAGCUGUCCGAUUCGGACGGCUUUGAUGGAUCAUCCCACGACACUCCCGCGGACGAGGCGGCACCUCACCGUCGAGAAGCCGCACAACAUGGCGCCACCAACAGCGAGCCAUGCAUACGACAGCAUGGAAUCAGCAAUUGCCUCGACUCGACCCACGCCGGCACGACUGAGCCACUGGGUCUGGAUGACCUGAAUGAAAACGACGACGUUGAUACAACAGAACAAUUUCUGCCACCAUCAAGUGCCCUUGAUGAGGGCGUCAUAUCGUCAUCAUUGCCACGAGACCAUCGAUUUGGCCUGACGCUUGACGAAGAACAGCCGCUCGACGAAGUGCCUGAUGACGAAGAUGGUGAUGAUGCUUUAAGCCAGGAUGAAACCAACAUGACUGAAGUGGCGCAGCAACUUGCGACUGCAAGUGCGACUCACCACAGCGACCUCGGCGACGACGACGACGAGAGCGCCGCAGAAGAACGAUCUGAGGCCGCCAUGGAGUCCUCCAAAGAGUUGUCUCCAGGCAAAUCGUCCCCUCGCCUGUCACCAAAGCUCGCCCCCCUGGACAAGGUAUCGUGGCGUGGUUUACCGCCAAUCGAGUCGCAAUUGCCGCAAGGAAAUCGCUUGCUGCAGCCACACGGACAACCAACUCUACCUUUGACGCACGAGCGUCUUGGUUUUGAAACGGAUGGUGUCGACAAUCUCAGUGGCCCGGAAGACAACAUCGAAAUAUCGAGACACGACUUGCGCCAACUCGAUGUAGCUCUGAAUGACGAGGACGAUGAGGUACCUUCAUGUAGAGAAGACGCCCUCGCAUAUCCAGCUCUCUCCAGCACCGGGCAGGAACCGGCGGAUUCGCUGGAGCUUGCUGCACAAGACCGUCGUGAAGUCAUACCGCAUGACCGCGAUCUUGAGAAUUCGUUGGAUUUGGAAAACAGCUUCGACGCCAGCACCGAGGAGAGCGAUGUUGACCAUUCCGUGGACGGCGCUUCUGAAGGUAGUCUGGAAAACAGCACAUCUUCUGCUCAGCACGAACCGCCCAUGCUUCGAUGCCACGACGGAGUCCCCAUUGAAUCGUCAAGUGCGGGUGAGUUGGACAUUAGCCAGGACGACAACAGCAAGAGGCAAAGUCCGACGAAAGCAGCGAAUCCAACUUCGCUUGCGCAGCGACUCUUCCAAGCAAAAUUGCGCUCUACGGAGUCUCACGAUGAAGAGCGGUCAGGGUCAGAUGCGCAAAUGGCUCGCCUCAAUACGACCUUGAGCAUUGCAGGUCGAUUAACCUUGCCCAAGUUUGACGAUGCGGAGGAGCUCGAUGAGUCGGCCGAAAUGAGUCAUGAUCUCGACACAGACUGUCCAACGCCCUCGCGAAUAGUUGGUGAAGAAGAUGACAAUGGCGUUCGCAGUGACGAUGACAAUCGCAGUGGUGAUGAUGAGGGCGUUGAUGCACAGGCAUUUGUUGACGGAGAGGACGCAACCGCCGACGCUGACUACGGCACUGCAGCGCCUCGAGUGUUCGGGAAGGAAUCACCACUUCCGUCAGUGACGACAGACCACGCAAACGACGAUGAUGAAGAUGGCGAAGAGGAAGUCUUCGCCCAUGCACUUGAAAAGCCUUUCGUUCAAUCGAGCGGUUGCAUGCCAUCAGACACGACCACCGACACUCUCACGACAGCAACGCCUGGCCGUUCAGGCUACGGCGAGGACGUUGACGAGGACGCAGAAGACUAUGAUGGACCAGCAACACCGUCUUCUGCGUUGGAAAAUGUAGCCUCACGUCGACGGGGUCACUUGGCAGCAAGUCGCGGUGAUGAGGACAAUUCUGACGACGAAGUGGAAGCACUUUUGAGAGGUCACUUGCGCUCCUCGCCGGCUCCAAAGCCCUUGGGAGCCUCCACUGCACCCCCGUCACUCGUUCAUACGACAGUCAAACUUCAGACUAUUCGACACCAACAUGUCGACGUUGGAGAAGACUUGGACGAAUCUCACGACGACGAUGAGUCCGAUGCCGUCUCAGCGUUGCAUUCACACCAUCCACCGAGAAGAGAAAACCUAGACGCGAGUACGACGUUCGCAACCAAACGCCCGGUGUCUGCCGUCGCUCGACCGCUGUCUACCUUGACCCCUUUGCAGGGAUUGCCCAAGUUGCCUCCCGUGGCAUCCCUCGGCCGUCGGUAUUUCGACGACGAUGAAGCAACUGAUGAAUCAUUCCACAGUAAUGUCGUCAUCCAAAGCAACUUUGACGAUGACGAUGACGAGUUUGGCGCGAACGUACACUCAGACACUGCCGACCAGUCAGUAGAGGGUCCAACGCCGCCUCGAUCGCCUUCAGGAGCGCAGUCGUCACCCGCCCGACACGACGAUCUCGACUCGGACAUCCAAGUACCAGCACAGAAGGCCUCUCGUACAUCUUCGCCCGAUUCCUUCCCAACACCUCGACGGCAUGACGAUCUUCCUUCGACCAUGCCCCUUGACCCAGUAGCACGAGGGAGAAAUCGUAUCCCUGGACGGGAUACUGCACCUUCACCGUCGAAUUCACCACGAAAACGCGGAGCUGGUACUGCGCCAAGCGAUGGUGGUGACGAUGACAAUGCGUAUUCUGACUCGUUUGAGUUUGAAGAGUCGUUGGCGUCGGAUGAGGACGGCGAUUGAUCUCGAAAUGAAGCAGUUCUUGGCGUCCCCCAUUCCCUGUCUUGUUCAAUGACUUGUAGCAUGUCGCCAUUAACGCAUGUUAUUGGGAAACCGUGAUCGCAC